This is a messenger RNA of Durotheca rogersii, 1851 nucleotides long. Its product is annotated as MFS general substrate transporter. NCBI's taxonomy places the organism in Eukaryota, Fungi, Ascomycota, Sordariomycetes, Xylariales, Xylariaceae. The coding region runs from base 137 to 1732 and encodes 531 amino acids. Gene Ontology annotation, molecular function: transmembrane transporter activity. The transcript is spliced from 3 exons. The record is from RefSeq and is a predicted model, not a curated record. Gene Ontology annotation, biological process: transmembrane transport.
ACGCGACAUCUUGGAUUGGCGACUCGGCGGCGGGGACACUAACAAAUCUCGUGUCCUGCUUUACUCACAUUACGGCGAGCUAACCGAAAAGGGGAGAAGCAUCAAGACCAAGACCAAGACCAAGAUCAAGAUCAAGAUGGGUGGCGUCUUGGAUUCCACGCGGCGGUUCCUCUCGGGGGACAAGGACGGGUCUAAGUCGAAACCGCCUUACUUCCUCGCCGUCCGGUCCUCGACGACUCUGAUCGUGUUCACUGUGGUCAUGGCCAUAUUCACCGACAUCUUCUUCUACGCGCUCAUCAUCCCCGUCAUACCCUUCUCGCUCACCGUGCAGGUCGGCAUCCCGGAAGAGGAGGUGCAGUCGUGGACCUCUAUCCUACUAGCCUGCUAUAGCGUGGCCCUGUUCGUCGGCAGCCCGCUCGCCGGCGUCUACGCCGACCACACCUCGUCGCGGCGGUGGCCCCUGCUCCUCGGCCUCAUCGCCCUCGCCGCGUCGACCUUGCUGCUGUGCCUCGGCAACUCCAUCGCCCUCCUCAUCGUCGGCCGCAUCCUGCAGGGGCUGAGCGCCGCCGUCGUGUGGACCGUCGGCUGCGCGCUCCUCAUCGACACCAUGGCGAGCGCUACCGGCAUCGCCAUGGGCUACGUCGGCAUCGGGACGAGCGUCGGCCUGCUCAUCGCGCCUGUCAUCGGAGGCGCGGUCUACGCUGCCGCCGGCUACUACGCCGUCUACUACGUCGCCUUCGGCGUCAUCUUCCUCGACAUCUUGCUGCGGCUCUUCAUGAUCGAGAAGAAGGUCGCGCGGCAGUGGCUCGAUGACAAUCGCAGUUCCGAUCUCUUGGCGGCGGGUGAGUCGUUCGACGUUGAAGCAUCGGCGGCGGCGGCGGUUACCAUUACUCCUUCGCCUGCCUCGGAACCGAAGGACGGCGAUGAGAAAUCCGCUGCGGCGAGCGCGCCGCCGCAGGAAAGCAAGACAAAGGAGCGUAUCGAGGCGCCGAGCGUGAUAGUUCAGGAACCGGCGGAACCGCAGGUUGUGGUCGAGCAACCUGACAUGCGUCGCCUCCUCAUGUUUUUCCUAAAAUCGCCACGGCUCCUGGCCGCUUUAUACGGUCUUUUCGCGCAGGCCGGUAUCAUGAUGGGAUUCGACGCUGUGCUGGCCUUGUUCGUUCGGCGGAUGUUCCAAUGGGACUCCACGGCGGCUGGCAUCCUCUUCCUGUCGCUUUUUCUGCCGGGUUUCGUGUCGCCCCUCGUCGGCUGGGUCUCGGACCGGUAUGGCGCUAGGUGGCCGGCACUGUUCGGCUUUUGCCUCGCGAUCCCGCUGCUCGUAUGCCUGCGCUUCGUGACAGAGAAUCGCAUCGAGCACAAGAUCCUCCUCGGCUUCCUGCUCGCCCCGCUCGGCGUCGCCCUUGCCUUUUCCAACACCCCGCUCAUGGCCGAGAUCAGCUACGCCAUCGAGGAUAAGAUCGCCAUCCACCCUGGGUUCUUCGGCGAAAAGGGCGUCUACGGCCUCGGCUACGGCUUGUUCACGAUGGCCUUCGCUCUCGGGGGCGUCAUCGGCCCCCUGUGGGCCGGCUACGUCGUCGACGCUGCCGGAUGGGGGACCAUGACGUGGAGCAUCUCCAUCUGGGCGGCCACUGGCGCCGUCGUUAUCUUCUUCUGGUGCGGGCCUAAGCAGAGCCCACCUCCUACGAGCCUAGAUAAUGGAACCGGUUCGAACACUUCUAGACGUGGUAAAUGACGGGUAUUUAUGGUCUUGGAACGAAGACGCCCGGUUGAGAGUUACGCAUGUACAUUAGAAGGGGUACCACCACGUUAAGAUGGACUCCCCUGGUAGCCCCUAGGACUGUCGUCCCUCAG